Salvelinus fontinalis (brook trout) is the source of this 1734-nucleotide messenger RNA. RefSeq lists its product as uncharacterized. Bases 1 to 1734 code for a protein of 577 amino acids. The transcript is spliced from 6 exons. The record is from RefSeq and is a predicted model, not a curated record. NCBI's taxonomy places the organism in Eukaryota, Metazoa, Chordata, Actinopteri, Salmoniformes, Salmonidae.
AUGGGUUUCCCGGACAGGUUUUUAGCUUGGGUGGGACUGCUGUACGGGGACAUUACCAGCAAAAUCAUCGUAAAUGGGCAUCUGACAAAAGCGGUGGGAGUACACUGCGGCGUCCGUCAGGGCUGUCCAUUAUCUCCCCUUCUGUUCGUGGCCUGCAUUGAACCACUGGCACAGGUCUUGAGAAGGGACCAACGGAUCAGUGGGGUGGGGAUCCCGGGGAGUGGGGGGAUGACCGCCAAGUGCGUUUUUUACAUGGACGACGUCAACAUUUUAUGCACCGACCUUUUAUCCGUCGACAGGACCCUGGACAGGACCGACUGGUAUGGACGAGCCUCUGGGGCGAGACUGAACAGAGACAAGACCGAGGCCCAAUUUUUCGGACUAUGGGCAGACCCAGACUUGACCAGACUACCACUGACGGUUAAAACGACGGACAUAAGGGUAUUGGGGGUAAAGUUUGACCGGGAGGGAGGAGGGAGCGGCAACUGGAAUGGGAUCCUGGGGACAGAGUCUUUUAGCCCUGGAGCGGAUGCUUUUCUACUUCCUGUGGGGGAGCAAGUGGGAGAGGCUGAGGGAGGUGGUCAAGAGGCCCAGGUCCAAGGGGGGAAAGGCUUGCCUGACCUCUACUUGUUCCUGGGCAGCCGCUACACAGCGUUACAUCUCACUCUUGCCACCUCCCCGGCCAACAACAAGACCCAGGCCCUCGCACGCUGGACCCCUGCUGUAUCCGGCACCACACCUACUCCCGCCCGGCCAUCAAGGGGUGGUAAGCCGGCGGCAAGGAAGCGGAGGAAGGGCAGCGUGGAACCGUCCAGCGUGGAACCUGCCAGAGCGGAGGAGGACCGUUGGCACACUGUUCUUGAGGAGGAUGUGGCCCCACCACUUCCACUUUUCCGCCCAAAACGCCCAGUCGGCCCUCAAUUGGACACCACUUCUAAAUACAGCCCCAUGCAACUUUUCCAGUUGUUCUUCACCUCGGCAGUUCUUGAUACCCUGGUGAUGAACACUAAUAAAUAUGGGGCUAAGAAGCAGGAAGACCUGAGGAAGCUGGAGAUGUGGGCCUGUGGCACCAUUCGGACCAACCGAGUGGGUUUUCCAAAAACCAGGGUUUUAAGACAUUUUAAACUGGAAAAAGAAGCAGUCACGGUUUUAACUAAACACCGCUCUCUUCUCUCUCUUGUGCAGGAUCGGGAACCAGUGUGUCCAGUACGCGGGCUUGCUAUAGGCGAGCCCACAACGGUUUGGCGUAAUGUGGCCCAUCCUGCUCUCCUGAAUCGGCACCGGGACCUGUCCUGGAUGGUCGCCCACGAGAUCCUCCCGGUCAGGGCCGUUAUGCACUCACGGGGCAUGGCGAGAACAUCCGCGUGCCCCCGACCAGGCUGCGGCCUAGAGGAGUCGGUGAGGCACCUGCUCUGUGAGUGCAGAGCCGCCAGGGACCUGUGGAAGGAAGCAGGCCCCCUGAUCACCCUGUGUCUGCCAGCAGGGGAGGACCUAACGCCUCAGCUCGUGCUGUAUGGGGUGGGCCGAAGGCCUAUUCCAUCGAAGGCCUUCACCAAGCUCUGGCCCACCCUCACGUGCCUGAAGGACGCCCUGUGGUCCUCUCGUAACCUGCUGGUAGCAAAAGGCGUAGAGACCACCCCCCAGGCAGUGGCCAUGAUAGCCACGGAAGCCCUGGGGUGGUACGGAAGGAAGGGGGCCUCGACCCCAGACGAAGGGUCCCCCACAACACCCUAG